Messenger RNA from Callorhinchus milii (elephant shark), 3183 nucleotides. RefSeq names its product coagulation factor XIII A chain. Lineage: Eukaryota; Metazoa; Chordata; Chondrichthyes; Chimaeriformes; Callorhinchidae. The record is from RefSeq and is a predicted model, not a curated record. Gene Ontology annotation, molecular function: protein-glutamine gamma-glutamyltransferase activity. Gene Ontology annotation, biological process: peptide cross-linking; blood coagulation, fibrin clot formation. The transcript is spliced from 15 exons. The coding region runs from base 143 to 2347 and encodes 734 amino acids.
CAUAUAAUUUGGAGAGAAGCACCAGUUGGAAUCUGCACCAACUUUUGCUGAACCAGACAAGUGAGUGUGCGACCCAGUCUCUCCCUCCAUCAACCCAGAUCCCUGCCUGGCUCUGCAGCCAGGCUCCAGUGAAUUUUGUUAAAUGUCUGAACCCAGCGGUGCUGACUCGAACACGAGGCCCUCAACUUCACAUGUUGGUCGUAGGAUCACCCCCUCCAACAUCUCCAAUGGCGAGGAGAAUUCAAUGCCAGACUUUGAGUUCUUUGGGGCUGUUCCCAGAUCACCACCCAAUCUUACAGAUUUUCUGACUGUUUGGAGUGUUGAUGUCCUCCCGGGUACCGAUGACAUCAACAAGAAGCAGCAUCGCACCGAUCUGUAUGAGUCCGACAACCUAAUCGUACGGCGGGGCCAAAGCUUCGAAAUCAGAAUUAGUUUCAACCGCCCCUACGUUCAGGGAAAGGACAAGUUCUGGGUCGAGUUCUUGAUAGGUCGGUACCCAAAUAUCACCAAAGGAACCUACAUCCCCAUUUACUUGGAAGAACAGCUGGAGCAAGGAAAAUGGGGAGCAAAAAUAAUGACCACCUGGCAAAACACCCUCAGUCUUUCAAUCAUGUCCCCUGCUUACUGUCCUGUUGGACGAUUCAGAAUGUACGUAGCUAUAAUGACACCAUAUGGGAUCCGCAGAACAGCUAGAGAUUCAGACACAGAUCUCUACAUUCUCUUCAAUCCUUGGUGUUCAGAUGAUGCAGUCUACAUGGACACUGAGGCGGAGAAAGAAGAAUACAUCUUAAACGAUAUUGGUCACCUUUACUAUGGAGAGGCCUCUGAAGUGGUCUCUAGAGCUUGGAUUUUUGGUCAGUUUGAAAGUGGUGUAUUGGACUCUUGCCUAUAUGCACUGGACAGGGCACGGAUGCCUCUGCAAGCAAGAGGAUGCCCGAUCAAAGUUUGUCGUGUUGCGUCUGCAGUGAUUAAUUCUCUGGACGAAGAUGGUAUCCUUGUUGGAAGUUGGACAGGUGCUUAUGGUGAUGGAGUGGCCCCCACAGCUUGGAACAGCAGUGUCGAUAUUUUGUUACAAUAUUUCCGCACAAGACAGCCAGUGCGUUACGGACAGUGCUGGGUCUUUGCUGCAGUAUUCAAUACGGUUCUUCGCUGCUUGGGAAUCCCUUCGAGAGUUAUCACUAACUAUUCCUCAGCUCAUGAUAAUGAUGGUGACUUGGUGACUGACGUGAUUCUUGACGAAAAUGGAAAGAAGGAUUUAGAGUUCACAAAGGAUUCAAUCUGGAAUUACCAUUGCUGGAAUGAAUGUUGGAUGAGCAGAGCAGAUCUUCCGCCUGGUUAUGGUGGAUGGCAAGCGGUCGAUGCCACACCUCAAGAAACUAGUGGAGGCAUGUUUAGGUGUGGGCCAGCAUCUGUUCUCGCCAUAAAACAUGGUCAAGUUUUCUUUCCAUUCGAUGCUCCUUACAUUUAUGCUGAGGUAAACAGCGAUGUAAUCUAUUGGACUAGACAUAAGGAUGGGACCUUGACUAAAGCUGAUGUAAAGACUGAUCAGGUUGGAAAAUUAAUUUUGACACAGAAGAUUGGGACUGAAUUAGAGGAAAACAUCACAGAGCAGUAUAAGUUCCCAGAAGGCAGCAGUAAUGACAAAAGGGCACAGGAGUCGGCAAUACAGUAUGGUGUUAAAAAGGAGAAAAAAGUAAUUGCCAAGCCGAUGGAUGUAUCACUGCGUGUGCAGGUGGAAGAAAAGAUUUUAAUUGGCACAGGUUUUGUCAUCAGUUUGGAAUUCAAAAACAACAGUGAUGAAAAGAGAACUGUUACUGUUCAACUCAGUGGCAGUGUUGACUUCUACACAGGAGUCCCAAACUCCAAUUUUAUAGAUCAGACACUCAAAGUGUUUGUGGAGCCUCAUCAGGUGCAACAGGCACAAGUGAAAAUCAAACCAAAGGAUUAUGUGAAUCGCCUUGUUGAACAGUCUACCCUGAGCUUCCUCAUCACUGGACGUGUGAAAGAAAAUGAACAGAUUCUUGUUGCCAAGAAAAUUAUAGCUCUGCAGAUCCCAAUGUUAAGGAUGAAGGUCGAAGGACCGACACAGUUUGGCAGGGAGGUAAACCUAGUGACUGAAUUUACAAACCCUCUCAAACAAAAUCUGGAGAAUGUGGUUCUGCGCCUCGAGGGCUUGGGCUUGUUGAAGCCAAAGAUAAAGUUUUUCAGUAUCAUCCUUCAGAAUGGGACUCUGACCACUAGUGACGUCUUUGUGCCAUGGAAGCAUGGUCCCCGGAAGCUGGUUGCUAGCCUGGACUGUAACUUGCUGAGACAGGUUGUUGGAGAGUUAUGGCUAACCAUUAUUUAGUGAAGGAAGAAGGAAAAAAACAAUAACUUUUUGUGACAUAAAGCUUAGCUCUAAGGAGAAAAUGAAUGCAAACAGGGUCUAAUUUGCUGUAUUUCUCAAUGGUAUACCACAGAACCAAACUACACAGAAGAGACCAUUCAACUCAUUGUGUGUGUGCCUGCUCUCUGAAAGAGAAUGAUCAGAGGGAGUUCCCAUUUGCGCUGUUUAGAUUCUUAACUAAGGAAUCCUGUUGCAAAAUAUAGCAAAUUAAGUCGUAUUAAUAAUGUAAUCUGGCACAAUUAUUGAGGCUCACUCUCCUAUUUUUUUUUCUGCACCCUUUUAUAUUUUUCCCUUUCAGAUAUUUUGCUAAUUCCCUCUUAAAAGCUAAGAUGGAUUCUGCCUCAACCAUAGUUCAAGCUAGGGCAUUCCAUGUCCUAAAUUCCAUUUGUGUGUAAAAAAAAUUUUUUUAAAAAAAUUGCUAACCCUUCCAUUUGUUCUUUUAUUACCUUUAAUCUAUAUUUUUCAGUAACCGACUCUGAGCAGUAGUAAUUGGCUUUAACAAAACCCCUCAUAAUUUUAAACCUUUAUCGGGUCUCCUCUCAACCUUUUGCUAUUAUGCCUCGUAUACAUGAGUUCCUAUAAGACUCAAUGAGACUUUCUUUGAAGGCAUGUUGUGGCGAGGUUUAUAUGACUUCUGUAUUCAAACAAAUGCCACAAAGGACAUGGGUUGCAAGAGCAACAGUGGUACAUCAGAGUUUUAGUGAAUAGCUGGUGAGGUUAUAUCCUGUGCUACAGCAUUUAUUCUUUUGGUGUGCAUAUUAUUCUAUCACCUACUAAUAAAAUUAAUUUGAAUGCAA